AUAUUACCUAACCCAAAAGAAUACCACAAAAAAAUUCUCACGUGAUAUUGCAUAAAAAAAAAAACAACCAUAAACAAAAAUAUUUACGGCAACUCCUUAAAACACCUACAAACACUUAUACUCACAUUCACUCACUCACGCUCUCCCACCAGCGCUCCAACGCAAACGCUAUCACUCUCUGCAUAUGCUCAUACCAACUUGGCGUUACUCAUUCAUCAUAAGUGAGCCAACAACACAACAACAUUGCCAGCAAGAAAGUCAGCCAGCUGCAGCAGCGCCAGCAACAACACAACAACAACACAAAAGGCAGCAGUGACAGUCAACAAUAAGCAACGAAACGGCUUGCUUUUGUUGCUGCUACAUUAUAAACGUUUUGUUUUCUUUAGUACUGCUGUUGUUAUUGUCAGCCUUAUUGUGCCGGCACUGGCAGCUAGUAGGCAAGCAAGUUAUAUUCGGGCAAGCUUUGCGCCAAGUUGCUGCUGCCGCUGUCGUCGCCGCUGCUGCUGCUGCUGCUAAAGUGAAAGUUGCACAAAAGCGUGGUCCGUUAUCUUGGCAGCACGACAGCGCGUACAAGCAAUUCACACCAGCACCAGCGCCAGCACACACUCAUACCUUGAACGUCCACGCUGAUGGACGCAUGUGCGGCAGCUCGCUGUAGUGACUUGACUUCGCUUCCACCAUUGGACAUUUGUGCACCGAACAUUAAGCAAACAUAAUAUAUUCUUAUAAAUAUAUACGUAUGAACGCAUACAUACUGACAUGUAUGAGCGCACUACAAAUUAAACUCGUUCGGAAUUUCUACAAAAUAGCUUGUAGUGUGCGGUUCUUUAACGGUGCUGCGUGUUUAGCCGAGGCCGAAGCAAAUGUUAAUUUCCACUCACCUUUCUAAGUCUACUUUCUGUGCUCCAAAACGCAACAAUUAAAUCAACAGCAUUGCAAAUAAGUAAUUGUCACGACGACGAACGCAUGGCGGAGAACACAAAACUUAUUAAAUAGAAAAAUAAUUGAAAACUUCGACAAAUCGCGUAUUGACCGCAAAAUCUUAUUCAAAGACAUACAGCAAAAGGCAUUUGCAAAAAAUAAAUAAAAUAAAUCGAAAAUAAACAAAAACAAAUCAAACUUUGCAACGAAAGCAACGAAUUUGUUGUUGUAAUAUUUCGCCAAAAUUCUGUGCCGUGGAAAUUGUUCUAAUCUGCACUUCAGAAUAGCGCCGAAAUGCUGAAGUGGGUUAGCACGGCGACGCGCCGCAGCGCGUGGCUAUCCACAACAAGAACAACGGCAACAACGACGACGACGAAUGCCAAAAAGUCAACAGUGAAUAGAGCAACAAAAACACCAGCGUCAGCAGCACAUGCGCUGACCUCCAAAUCAACAUCAAUCAAUUUCGCCAUGUGGCUGCUAACAACCGUGUGUAUAAUGGCCGCAUUAGCGCAGGUGACAAAUGGAUUUAAGCCAAUUGAUGUGAAUAACAGUGAAGGACGAAAACUCUUCGGCGGCUACCGGAUAACACCGAAGCAUUGUCGCGCCACCAAAACGCUAGCGAUGAAUGACCCACGUAAAAAUGGACCCACAAUCUGUAUGUUCAAUCACGAGUGUGCGCAACGGAAUGGCGAAGUGGUAGGCGCGUGUAUGGAUGGCUUCCUCUUUGGCGCUUGUUGUCAAAUACCCAGUGAACAGGAUCUUGAGACUACGCUGCUAAAUGAUGCACAGAACUCCUACUACCAACAACACCAACAGCAAAAGUUGCAAGAUGAGUAUGGUGGAGCCAAUCAAGCGGUGGCACAAUCUUACGAAACAUAUGGCGAGAGUCAACAACAACACUCACAAGAGACCAAAUACAGUCCGCCAACAUUCAAGCCAAAAACAAAGCCACAGCGCAUACAGAAACCGCAACAACAACAACAGCAGCAGAAAUACAAGCCACAGUUACCGAAACCCAUCUAUGGUGAUGUGGGGGACACGCCAUCCGAAGAGGUUAAGCAACCCGAGAACAGUUACACACAAACAAAUAUAGAUAAAGUCUUCCAGCAGCUUGAGAGUAGCAGUAGCGCGGCAACUUCUUACGAAGCGCUGCAUACGCAGCAAGAAGACGCGGCCAAUAACAAGUAUCAAUCGCAGGAAUCGGUGCCCAACACAAGCACCCUGUAUAUGAUGGAGUCAUUGGAAAGUGCACAACAGGAAAUUCAACCGUCAGUUGGACCCACUGCUUCCUAUUACGAGCAAGCGCAAUCCAUGCAAAUGGAGAGUCAACAAGCUGAUAGUCAACAGCAGGAGGAGGAGUUGCAGCAAGAGAAAGAACAAGAACAACAGGAGCAACAGCAACAACAGCACGAGAAUCAAGAUAUUUCGUUUGAGGGCGCAUCACACUCUAGUUUGGCUAGUGAAGAUUCGAGCACACAAUCUUCUAGCGUAGAGUUGGAGAAGGAGGCACAAAUGCAGACGGAUCAAGUUGUUGCAAAUACCAAUAAUGUGCAUGUAUCUUUCACCACCGCAGCGCCACCACUAAACGAUGACUUUGUUUUGGACCUGCUAAGCACCACAUUACCGCCAUCACUCGAAGAAGAGCCGGCCUCACUUACCACAACGGGUCUGCCAAUGCGCAUUGUGAACGGACUCACCGAACCAAACAGCUCAUCGGAGUCGAACUCCUUCGAAGAGUUGCCCGUAACACAAAACCCAGUGCAAGGCAAUGACUGGGAAGCGAAUACGACGGAAGAAGAUUCGAAAACCGAGUCGCAAGAACAACAGACCGCCAAACCGCAGCCCAAACCAAAACCAAAGCCACAGCAACAAACCAAGCGACCACAAGUACAAAUGUUCCGGCCACAACCACAAAGGCAACCAUCCCGACCACAAGUGCAACAGUCACAGCAGCAGAAACAGACACAAAAACCGCAACAGCAACAGCAACAUAACCACAAUCACCUCAUACUUGACGGCGCUGAGUUCACACACAGCGAUAUCACACAUCCAGGCGCCGAUGCGGACUUAAUAGAGGAUGAUCUGCAAUUUUCAACCGGCUAUGGCCCACAACCGGUGUACAUGGAAGCGCCUGUGCGUCAACCUUCGCCCAUCAGCUAUCAACCAUCAACCACAACAACAACGACGCAUGCCUCAUUAGCGCCGGAAGAUAAAUACGAUUUAGUGCAGAGCGUACACGAUGAGGAGGCUAGCAAAAAACCACCCACAUAUGGUGAGCCCACAACGGGCACCUCCAUCACCACACAUGUAGACUCCAUCGAAUCCAUAAUACUGCAGUUGAAUGGCACCACAAACCAUGGACCCACCUAUAAUAUUGUCAGUCAGCAACAACCACAAACGGUCUCCUAUGAUGCGGUAGCCGAUGCGUCGGCAAGCAAAUAUGAACCAACCGGUAGCGGUACACAUUAUGGCACAACAACACCUAUCACAACAGGUGAAUUAGUGUAUGGCGGCGCAACAACAAAUUACUAUGACGAUGUGGAGACCAAGCGUCCGGAAGAUUACUAUACCGAAGCUGAACAAUCGAAUACGCCGAACUAUUCGCCGGUCACAGCGCAAGUACCCGCAUAUUUGGAGCCUGAAAGCACCGACCUACAUCCCGCACAACAACAGCCUUCACAUUCGUAUGUGUCUAAGCCUUCUGUCAGCGCAGUCACGCACGAAGUGCACAGCUCAACGACCGCUGGCAACUAUGCGGAAGACGCAGCCGCUGCGCUGGACGAACACACGAUGCCAGCAAAUAAUUAUAACGAUGUAUUGCAAGCGUCCUCCCACCAAACGCACGAGUUCAACAAAAUGCCCGUGCUCGGCAUUGCCUAUCCAGUUGAUAUGUCGCAUAUGGAGGAAGAGGGCAAUUUUGCACCGGAUGCUGCAAGCAAUUACGGUCAUGUACAACAUGCAACCACCCAGGGCUCAAUCGACAAAAUAGACGAAGCAGAAGCAGUGGACUCGAGCUACGCACAGGUACCCAUUGUUAGUGGCAAGCCACAGAGACCAGUAGCGCCAUAUGUUGGUAUGGUGAAUGUGCAGAAUUACAAUGGCGCCAAACUGCCAACGACCGUUGUGUACAGUGAUGUGCCGCAGGAAGUAUCUGUCUCUUCGCAUGCGACUAAAGUACAAGAUACACAGGCAGCUGCGGCGUCGUAUCAUACACCUAAACCCGACACGUUGACCACAAUCCAAUAUGUGGACCAAAGCACGGUCGCACAACGUCCAACAAUUAGCAAGACAACCGCCUCGGCCUAUUUGACACCAACUACCACGCCGAUACCACCACGUCCACAAUAUAAUGCCGAACCUGUUGCUGUUACCUCAACAGCACGUCCUAUUUCCGGCAUAAUCACGUCGAGCGGUACCAGACCACGCCCUCGGCCACGUCCAAAACCGAGUACCACACGCCCGAAUAACAAAAAGAAACCGAGUGCAGCAAAGAAACCCACUACUGCAAGGCCUUUGAGUACUUAUAGCCAGGCACCAGUGCAACCUGCCAGUAAUUAUGGCGGUGAACAGGUACAAACAAAGAAACCAGCUGCACAACCCUCAAACAACUAUCAGAGUACAAAUCAAAAUACCAAGAAACCAGCGGCACAACCCGCUAACAGUUAUCAAGCGCCAAAUGUCAAUACCAAGAAGCCAACAGCGCAACUCUCGAACGAUUAUCAAGAACCCAACUACAAUAAGAAGAAACCGGCACAACAACCCUCUAACACGUAUAAUGACAACGCUCCAGAGAACGCUUAUGUACAGCGACCAGUGCAAGCUUCGCAAGCGCAAACUCAACAACCUGCGAAGAAACCAUCGAAACAACCCACCAAGCAAACUGUGAAGCGGCCAGUGAAGCAACCAGCUACCAACUACCAGCACAACAAACCCACAUACGUAAAGCGUCCGACUCCAGCGCCACAGCCCAGCAACAACUAUAACGCCAAACCCGCUACAAAUACCUUUAAUGUUGAGCCGGUAUACCAGAGACCAGAACAACAACCCACCUACAAUGCCGAGCCUGUGACCAGGAAACCUGCCAGUCAGUCGACAAAUGCAUACAAUGAUAACACUUAUGGUACCACUACGGCGACGCGAAAACCCAUCAGUCACACGGCUGCCAUCUACGACGACCAUGUGGAUGAACAAAAUCUGCCCGAACAGGAGGCGCAGCUCUCAACGGACAACUACGACACAUAUCCUCAAGGUACCAAGCUUACCUCACAAGACUAUGGACAGGACUAUGAUAAACCAGAUGCUGCGUAUGAACAAAAUGUUAAAGUCCCGCAACCCACUUUCGAAUCGGACGCCUAUUAUCCAGCGCCACAACCGUUGGGCGGCUCUACAAAUCGACCCAUCAUUGUACGCAAACCAAGUGUGGACAGUGCAGCACCAACCACAUCUCGUCCGAGCACAACAUUUAUUUAUCACGACUCCGAGGUACCGCCAAUCGUAACGGCCGAUGACAAGCUCGACGUUUUCGUACACGGUACUGUGCAAUCGCAAGUUUAUGGCGGUGAUGGAAAACCACAAUAUGCGGACCGUCCACAAUAUACAUAUGUACACAAAAAACCGGGCUUCGUGAAGGUAACAUCGAAACCGAUAUCCACCACAAAUGGCGUUAUUACACCCAAGCCAACGCUAUUCACACUCGUCACAAAUAGCGAUUGGCCGCAAAGACCGAGCAGCGCCGGCACGAUCUACGAUGAUAAUGCAUUCCCGCCAACAACGCCAUUGCCCGCCUUCAGCAGCACGUCAUAUAUUUACAGUCCCGUGGUAACGCGACGUCCCGACUUGGCUAUAAACACGCCCGAAUACGUCAACCUAGCUGGCGUCACAACGAAUGACUUCGAUGAUCCAGGUUACUAUGGUGCACAGAAUGUCGCACAAAACGUUGCACAGAAUGGCGUGCAUCCGGCCUUUACGCAAUCGAUAGCCGAUACCGAGUAUGGUGUGCCCUCUGAUGAUCGUCCCGCAUUCCCAGGCUACUAUGGACCAACACCCACUUAUCCGCCAUUUGCCAUACCUGGUGAAAAACUUGGCGCACCAGUCGAAGAGGAAACCUACACAUCGCCCAAUGACUUUGUUAAUUUCCCACCUGUACGCAAUCCCAACCUCAACAUGUCGGCAACAUCGAGCGCCGUCACUACCGAUUUGGAACUGUCAACACCCGCCUUCGUUGAAGAUGGUGUUUUGAAGGACAAAAUGAAUACUUUGGUGCACAAGAUUGUCGAAUCGCUGCAGGGCAACUUCGAUGCGCUGGCCGACAUGAUUGACGAGUCAAAUAACACCGCACCGGCCGGACCACCAUCAACAUAUCAAGCGGCCGGCGCAGGCGCUGGUAGCGCGGCUACAACACGCAAGCCGACAAGAAAACCAACACGUAUAGCCACACAAAAACCGACCACCCGACGUCCAGCGACACGUGUCACCACCAAACAACCGACGCGUCGACCGGCAAGCACUACCAGACGUCCGGCUACGCGGCGUCCCACAACAACCACACGUCGGCCGACUACGCGCAAGCCGACACGUCGUUUAACAACCACAACAACAACGCAAGCACCAGCCCAAGAUGAGUUGGUGGACGAAGAAGAUGAAGAGGACGUAAAUCCAUUGGAUAAUGAGAUCGGUGACCAGGAAGAAGUUUACGCUGGCGCUGGUGGACGCAAAUUUAAAUGCGGCGUACGGCCACACAUCAAAUCUGGCAGAAUUGUAGGCGGCAAAGGUUCCACAUUCGGCGCUUACCCAUGGCAAGUGCUCGUACGUGAAUCCACAUGGUUGGGACUUUUUACCAAGAACAAAUGUGGCGGAGUUUUGAUAACGAAUCGUUAUGUCAUCACAGCGGCACAUUGUCAGCCGGGUUUCCUGGCCUCAUUAGUCGCUGUUAUGGGUGAGUUUGAUAUCUCAGGCGAUUUGGAGAGUAAACGUGCUGUUACGAAGAAUGUGAAGCGUGUCAUUGUCCACCGUCAAUACGAUCCGGCGACAUUCGAAAAUGAUUUGGCGUUGCUUGAGCUCGAGAGUCCAGUACAAUUUGACACACAUAUAGUGCCAAUUUGUAUGCCCAACGAUUUAGCAGACUUCACCGGUCGUAUGGCGACAGUCACCGGUUGGGGACGUCUCAAGUAUGGCGGCGGCGUGCCAUCCGUUUUGCAGGAAGUUCAGGUGCCAAUUAUUGAGAACAGCGUCUGUCAGGAGAUGUUCCAUACGGCGGGACACAACAAAAAGAUUCUGAGCUCAUUCCUGUGCGCCGGCUAUGCAAAUGGGCAAAAGGACUCGUGUGAGGGUGACAGCGGUGGUCCAUUGGUGCUUCAGCGACCCGAUGGUCGUUACGAAUUAGCCGGCACUGUAUCGCACGGUAUCAAAUGUGCGGCGCCAUAUCUGCCCGGUGUAUAUAUGCGUACGACAUUCUACAAGCCGUGGCUGCGAAGCAUAACGGGUGUCAAAUAAAUCACGAAAAGCAACAGUCGGAGCAACAACACCAACAACAACAAAAGUACAUAAAGCAACGCAAUAGCAAUAACAAUACCAACAUUGUCAUUAUACAUAUUAAAUACAGUUAGUUAGGUAUACAAAAACGAUUACAUAUACACAUACACAUAUAGAACAUAGAUAUGUAAGUGCGUGUAAACAGCGCGCAACAACAAAAACCCUAGUAAAUUCGAAGUUAGUGAAAAUUAUGAGUAUAAAAAGAAGAGGAAGAAAUUUGUGUAAAAAUAUGAAAAUGGCGAAAAUGUAAAAAGCAAAAACGAAAAUGUGCAAAAUGAGAUUUAGAAGUCAGCGCAAUGCAAGCGCCGAAAUGUAUAUGCCGUUAUAAGGUAAGCCAACACACACACACACAGCAGCAAACCAGCGAGCGAGCGAAAUGAGAAAUUGCGCAAAAAUUCAGUUACCCAAAGCGAGAAAAAAUUAUUAAUGGAAUUAUGUUUAGACGCUUGGAAGAUGUACCUUCUCACAUGCAUACAUAAAUGCUGAAAUUGAAAAUUUUCACAGUCAACGCUGUAGCUUAUGCCUUUUUUCAUAUUUUUUUACAGUUUAAGAUUUUUUACGCUUGCUCUUCGCACAUAAUAAUCAAAGCUUGUAUAAAAGCGUGCGCUACCAAAAAUAGCUACCCUAAAUAUGGCUGUUGUCAGGUAUUUGUGAAAGCCGGUAGUCAACGCCUGUGGGUAUGCUAAGUUUUUUGGUUAUCUUAAUUAAAGCCUGUAGCUUUGGCGUGCACGCAACUUUUUCCACUUAAAUCUAUGCUAAAGAAUGAUUAGUGGGCUUGUUUUCACUUAAUAGCAUACUUUUUGGCGCAAUGCAAAAUAUACGCCGACACUUGAAAGCAAACACAGCGCAACAUUUUCAAAAACAACAAAAUUUUAGAUAAUCUUCCAACACGGUUUUGGGUGGGUUAGUGGAAAUUGCGCGAAAUUUCAUAGCUAAAAAGCGAAAAACAAAAAAAUUGUGCCUAAGUAGUCUGAAUGUUGAAAUGCAAUUUGAUGUUUUGUCUUAGUGUUAAAGUAAUUUUACGCAACUAAAGCAACAAAAACAUAUAAAUAUGAUAUUGUUAGUUAAUUUUACAAACAUAAAUUGUAUGAAGUAGCGAGCAGUCAUUGAGUUGUUCAUAAUUUAAUUUUAUUUUUAAAUAUUUAUUGCAUACUUUUAAGCGCCCAAACUAUUUAUUGAACUAUUUAUUUAUGAGUCUAUGCUAUAAUGGAUUUAGGCAUU
This is a messenger RNA of Bactrocera dorsalis (oriental fruit fly), 8673 nucleotides long. RefSeq names its product serine protease filzig (gene flz). Lineage: Eukaryota; Metazoa; Arthropoda; Insecta; Diptera; Tephritidae. Gene Ontology annotation, biological process: proteolysis. Gene Ontology annotation, molecular function: serine-type endopeptidase activity. Bases 1216 to 7413 code for a protein of 2065 amino acids. The record is from RefSeq and is a predicted model, not a curated record. The transcript is spliced from 8 exons.